This is a messenger RNA of Mercurialis annua (annual mercury), 3087 nucleotides long. RefSeq lists its product as uncharacterized. The record is from RefSeq and is a predicted model, not a curated record. The coding region runs from base 70 to 3087 and encodes 1005 amino acids. NCBI's taxonomy places the organism in Eukaryota, Viridiplantae, Streptophyta, Magnoliopsida, Malpighiales, Euphorbiaceae. Gene Ontology annotation, molecular function: helicase activity. The transcript has 8 exons.
CAAAUCAACAUCAGAAUACAUUUUGUUCCUCCCCUUCUUGAGGAAACACAUGCUGACUUGUUUUCGAACAUGACCAUGGUAUCCACAUUACCGACCAGGGAAAUUGUUUCAGUUGAAGUAUCAAAAGGUUAUCAACUUCCCAAUGACUUGUUUUACAAGGUUUCCUUGGAAAAUAUCAAAAACUCUUCUGAUGGUCAUGGGAUACCAAGUUAUAAUGAACCUCAGGUUGGAGAUUUAAUUGCAUUUACAGAUGUAAUCAGACCAAAAUGCAUUUCUGAUCUUAACAGGCCUAGAAGACCUUUUCUUCUUGCUUAUGUUCAUGAGAUUGCUGAUGAAAAUUCUGACAUACUGUCAAUAAUUGCUUCCAAGCCCUUUAAUUUAGAAGAAAAUAAGAUCAUAUUUGGCGGAAAUGGCCGUCAGAAAGAUCGUCUCUUUGUUGUUUAUAUAACCAACCUGACAACAAAUAUUCGGAUAUGGAAAGCACUGAACUCAGAACUAGAAAACCCUAAUACCAACAUCAUCAAGAGAGUACUUGAAGCUAAUUCAGCUGAGGAAGAAGAUUGUUCUGAUUGCUUAUUAGAAGGAAAAAUUAGGGAUGAAAUUGAAAAUGUGAGGACUUUAAUCGGGUCAAACAAAAUGAAUUAUUCCCAGGGAGAGGCAAUUGUUAGCUGUCUGUCAAUGAGUCAAUGUCAUCAUCAGAAUAGUGUUAAGCUGAUUUGGGGUCCUCCUGGAACAGGAAAAACAAGAACUGUUGGUUUCUUGUUGCAAUUCUUGUUUCAUAUGAAAUGCAGGACACUUACUUGUGCCCCAACCAAUAUUGCAGUAUUGAAAGUGACUGAAGGACUGAUGGGAUUAGUUAAAAAGGAGCUUAAGUUUGAUACUUAUGGACUGGGAGAUAUAGUUUUAAUUGGGAACGAGGUGCGAAUGAAGAUUUCUGAUAACGACGAUUUUCGUGAUAUAUUUCUUGAGCAUCGAGCUCGAGUACUUUGUCGCUGCUUUAACCCAUUGUAUGGAUGGAAGCCCAGUUUAGAAUCAAUGAUCAACUUACUUGAAGAUCCUGAACAACUCUAUGGUCGGUAUGUCCAGAGUUCAAAAGAGUUCACCGAUGGGGACGAGGAAGAUGAGGAUGAGGAUGAGGAUGAGUUCGUAAAGAAAUUAACAUUCGGAGAGUUCGUAAAGAAACAAUUCAAAAUCUUUAAUGACAGGCUCCAAUUUUGCAUUGAAAAUAUGUGCACACAUCUUGCAACAUGUAUACUCUCAUUUCAAGUGGCGAAGAACAUGAUCACCUCUAUGAUUUUGCUCAAAUCUCUAGAAACCUAUUUGCAGAAAAUUCGAGUUGCUGAUUUUGGUUUUAGAGAUGCUAUCUUUGAUUUAGAAAAUGAAGGAGACGGAGUUGUUCAUUCUUCAAAUUUAUUUACCAAGAGAAGGGAAUGCCUUGUCAUCCUCAAAAAACUGCCUUCGUUGUUUGCAGUUCCAACGACUAUUGAUGAUUAUUCGAUCAAACAGUUUUGCUUGGCAAAUGCUUGCCUACUUUUCUGUACUGUUUCUAGCUCUGCCAAGUUGCAUACAAAUGGAAUGAUGCCACUAGAAUUAUUGAUUAUAGAUGAGGCCGCACAGCUUAAAGAAUGUGAAUCAGCAAUUCCUUUGCAGCUUCCUGGUCUUUGCCACGCUGUUCUUAUCGGGGAUGAGCGCCAACUUCCUGCCAUGGUUCAAAGCAAGAUUUCGGAAAAGGCUGAAUUCGGAAGAAGUUUGUUUGAGAGACUAGUCUUACUUGGACACAAGAAACAUCUACUGAAUACACAGUACAGGAUGCAUCCAUCGAUUAGUUCAUUUCCGAAUCAUGAGUUCUAUGGUGGGAAAAUUCAUGAUGCUCCAACAGUUAAAGAAAAAAACUAUCAGAAACAGUUUCUUCCUGGAGCCAUGUAUGGAACAUAUUCAUUUAUCAAUAUAGCCCAAGGAUUAGAGCAAUCUAAUGAUGGGCGCAGCCAGAAAAAUAUGGUUGAGGUUGCUGUGAUUUCCGAGCUGGUUGCAAACCUUUUCAAAGAAUUCACUAACACUAAAAAAAGGAUGAGCAUAGGAGUCAUAUCACCUUACAAGGCUCAAGUUAAAGCCAUUCAAGGGAGAAUUGGAAAGACUUGCAACGAAAAUGGCGACUUUUCUGUAAGCAUACGUUCUGUUGAUGGGUUUCAAGGUGGCGAGGAGGAUGUGAUAAUCAUCUCUACUGUCAGAUGUAAUGAAAAUGGAUCAAUUGGUUUUCUGUCAAAUCGUCAAAGAGCGAAUGUAGCAUUGACUCGUGCAAAGUACUGUCUUUGGAUACUUGGAAAUGCUUCUACUCUUAUCAAUAGCAACACGAUUUGGAAGAAAUUAGUCAUGGAAGCCAAGAUACGAGGGUGUUUCCAUCAAGCAGAUCAAGACAAGAACUUGUCAAAGGCUAUUAUGGAUAUCUUGAUUGAGCUUGACCGAAUUGAUGUUUUACUGGACAUUGAUUCUCUCCAAUUCAAAAAUUCAAAAUGGAAAGUCUGCUUAAGUGAUGAUUUUCGAAAUUCUGCUGCCAAAUUAAAUUCUGAGAAUUGUCGAGAAGUAAUAGCUUUGUUGGGAAAGCUUUCAAGUGGUCUGCAUCAACCUGAUGACCAAAGACAGACCAAUUUCCAGGAGGGAAAUUCCUCUGAGAUCCUGAAGAAGUACAAUGUCAAUGACAAUCUCAAUCUGAUGUGGACAGUUGAUGUUACCAAGGAAAAUUCAAACUUGAUUCAGGUUCUCAAGAUUUGGGAUAUCUUACCAUUAUCGGCUAUACCGGACCUGGAAAAGCGCCUGGAUUCCAUUUUCGGGAAUUAUACAGUAGAUAAAAUGAAACGGUGCAAACACAAAUGUGUAGAAGGGAAUUUGGUUGUACCUAUGAAAUGGGCGAUGGAGUCAUCUGAACAGAAUCCUGAGGGACUUUUGACAAGACCAUUUGCUUCACUAAGUCUCAGAGAUAGAUCAGAAUCAACAACUGAUAACAGAUUUAAGACUCAUGGUCGAGAAAAUUCAAGAGUUCUUCUGAUGUCAGAAAUCUCAAAUUUUUCUUCUAUGAUCGAAAUCUCUUAA